This is a messenger RNA of Meriones unguiculatus (Mongolian gerbil), 4467 nucleotides long. It is a transcript of the gene Nras, whose product is annotated as NRAS proto-oncogene, GTPase. The record is from RefSeq and is a predicted model, not a curated record. Gene Ontology annotation, cellular component: plasma membrane. Gene Ontology annotation, molecular function: GTP binding; GDP binding; GTPase activity. Bases 146 to 715 code for a protein of 189 amino acids. The transcript is spliced from 7 exons. Lineage: Eukaryota; Metazoa; Chordata; Mammalia; Rodentia; Muridae. Gene Ontology annotation, biological process: Ras protein signal transduction.
AUUACGUAGCGGGUGGGGCCGGAAGUGCCGCUCCCGGGUGGGGGCUGUUCAUGGCGGUUUCGGGGUCUCCAACUGUUUCUCAAGUUGAGAUCCAAAAGCCUCCCGAAGCGGGGUCAUCGGAGCUUGAGGUUCUUGCUGGUGUGAAAUGACUGAGUACAAACUGGUGGUGGUUGGAGCAGGUGGUGUUGGGAAAAGUGCUUUGACAAUCCAGCUAAUCCAGAACCACUUUGUGGAUGAAUAUGAUCCCACCAUAGAGGAUUCUUACCGAAAACAAGUGGUAAUUGAUGGUGAGACCUGUCUGUUGGACAUACUGGACACAGCUGGACAAGAGGAGUAUAGUGCCAUGAGAGACCAGUACAUGAGGACAGGAGAGGGAUUCCUCUGCGUGUUUGCUAUCAAUAAUAGCAAAUCGUUUGCAGAUAUUAAUCUCUACAGGGAGCAGAUUAAGCGGGUGAAAGACUCUGAUGAUGUUCCUAUGGUGCUGGUGGGGAACAAGUGUGACCUGCCAACAAGGACAGUUGACACAAAGCAAGCCCAUGAGUUGGCCAAAAGUUACGGAAUCCCAUUCAUUGAAACCUCAGCCAAGACCAGACAGGGUGUGGAAGAUGCCUUUUACACUCUAGUGAGGGAGAUACGCCAGUACCGAAUGAAGAAGCUCAACAGCAAUGAUGAUGGCACUCAAGGUUGUAUGGGGUUGCCCUGUGUGGUGAUGUAGUAGAGACUAUUUGAAAGUUCUGUCAUCAGAAAAGAGCCACUUUGAAGCUGCACUGAUGCCCUGGUUCUGACAUCCCUGGAGGAGACGUGUCCCUGCCGCUCUCUGCAUCUCAGAGGAGCUACUGCUUCCUGCUUCUCUGACUCCGUAGAUGAGCACAGCCAUCUAACCUGAAACCUCUUCAGAGUAACUACCUCCUCCCUCGGCUGUCCAACCAGAGAAAUGCACCUGUUACUCCCUAGUAGUUUCCUGACCUGGAUUCUCCCCCUAGAAACAAACACACCUGACAGCUGGCUUUGUCCUCUGAAAGCAGUUUACACUCCCAUACAGAGAACCAAACUGUAGACAUGCAAUUCUCUCUCUCUCUCUUUUUUUUUUUUUUUUUUGUUUGUUUUUUGUUUUUGGUUUUUUUUGUUUGUUUGUUUUGUUUUUAGAGACAGGGUUUCUCUUUGUAGCCUUGGCUGUUCUGGACUUGCUUUGUAGACCAGGCUGGCCUCGAACUCACAGAGAUCCUCCUGCUUCUGUCUCCCUGAGUGCUAGGAUUACAGGCCUGUGCCACUGUGCCCAGCUACAUGCAAAUCUGUUGACAACAGUUUCUUGAGCUCUAAGGUAGCAACUGCUGGUGAUCUCUCCCCAACCUCCACUAUCCCGCAUUGAACUUGGCCUUGUUAGUUCUGGGGGAGAUGUCAUAAAUUCAUUUUGCUGAUUGGUUGACUUGUAAUGUGAUCAGCUAUAUUCUAUAAACUGGCAUCUGCUCUGUUUUCAUAAAUGCAAAUAUGAAUACUGACUUGAGUCCAUCCAAGCCUUCUCAACUGCAUGAAAUUAAAUCCAACUUUGACAACAAAGUGCCUUUCUCCUAAAAGUGGUCUAUAGGCUUCCCUUACAGUUUGUAAGUGGAAUAGUUGUUUCAAGAACCAUGAUAUUGGAAAGUGACUGAGCCAUCUACCUUUGAGGGAAAAGUGUAUCUACCUGAUGGCAGAUGCUAUGUCUGUGUACAUGAAGAUAGUUUCCCUGUCUGGGGUUCUCCUAGGAGAAAGAUGAAACUGAAACAAUUAUGAGUAAUUUCACUUAAUUUUUAUCUCAUACUUUCUGGUAGUUUACUGCCUAUAAAUACUUGUAAUUUCUUCCAGCUUACUGAUAAUUUAAUAGUUAAUGAACUUCCGUUAUAAUCAAAUUUGGGUCAUACCAGCAAUUGGUAUGAUUGGGUCUCCCAUCUGUACUUAGUCAAAUACUGUAAAAAUCGGCAUGUUGUUAUUACUUUAUAGCUGUGAUCAAUGAUUCAUCAAACCUCAAAUAUAGUUUACUAGCAGACAGAUUAUAUCUUUGCUGCAUAGUUUCUUCAUUGCAUAUAUAUAUAUAUAUAUAUAUGCAAUAUAUAUAUAAAAUAUGUGGAGAAAGAGUUGUCCUCAGUCCCCUUCUCUUAUCCCAUAGCAGUUCAAGCAUCUACAGAGGCUUGAAUAAUUAUCUCAGUUGCAUAAACCAUGGUGCUAAAGGACCAGGGUCAUGGUUUCAAAACUUGAACAAGCCAUUUAGCAUCACAGACAAAAAUUCAUCCAUAUUUGCUCUCUGCCUGUUAUUUCUACUCACAGAUUUUUGCCUGACGCCUGCUGUUAGCGCUAUAAGGAUAAAAGUUAGUGUGGUCCUAUAGCAGGAUUGGAAAUACUUGGUGUGCUAUGGGGUAAGCUUUAGAAGUCUUUUUGUUUAAGCCACAUGGAACCUAAAGCGAGAGUUCAUACCUCCCCUGUCAGAUAAAUGUUCUUUAAUCUAUAUAGCUUUUUAGAAGUAUUUAAAAUAUGUUGAUAAGUUAGGCUGCCAACUAACAAAAGCUUGUGCAUUUUUUCAAAUCAAGAGGUGUCCUUUGCUACUUGAGAAAAGAAUAUAAAACGCCAUUAAUUGUUGGCAUGUAGAGGCUUAGUAUUUCCAUUUCUGGUAAUUCAUUGGUGGCCUUUUUUUUUUUUUUUUUUUUUUUUUUUUUGUGCUCAAACUUAGGAUAUAACUUAGCUCAGUAAAUUAAUGAAAACCUAAAUUUGGAUAUCUUGAUUAAAAAAAAAAAACUAAUUCCAAAAUGGCCACUUUCUCUUCUGAUCUUGUAAUGCAUAAAAACCUGAGAUCUUUGGGCUCUUUCAUUUAUGACAGUACCUUGCUGUAUUGUCCUGGUUGGCCUCAAACUCACAACACUCUCCCUGCAUUAGCCUCCUAAGUGCUGGAUUCACAGGCAUGUUCUACCACACCUUGCUCAUUAUUUUUUAUUGUUAAGCAAAUUCCCCAUCACCUUCAAACUACUUCAGAAGAGGGAAGAAAUAGACUGUGCUCCUCAGUGCUGAUGGGAUCAUUCCCGUGGAGCCUGCAUUCCUCAACAAACUGCUGCCUUGUAGAACAUUGCUCAGUCAUCUUCCGAAGCUGCUGAGGCCAACACUUGGUCUUGUUCUGUUUUAAUGUAUCUCUGUCACUGGUGAUAUGUAUCUAAAAUGUCUGUUAAACGUAGUGUCCAGUUGGGGAGAAAGUUACUCCUCUUGACCUCUUUUGACCAUAUGCCAUAUAUAAACUAUAGACAUAUGUGUGUGUAUGUCUAUAGUUGGUUUCCAGUAUAUUCUAAGCACAGAAGUAUACGAAUGGAGCCUUGUGACAGGACCUUGCUGUCAGGCUUCAGAUGCUCUUAUUUAGUAGCAUAUGUCCCACGGGGUACGGGUUUGGGCACAACAGUGGCAAAUUUAAAAGCUGAGUAAGUCCAGUUGAUGCGGUAUCAAAAUGGCUUUGGAAUGUGUGAUUACUAAAGAUAGUGCUGGUUUACCUCAAAUUCGUAAGGCCUCUCUUCCCGAAUUUAAGUGCCUGGCCAGCUGUCACAGACCGACAUGUCCCUGUAAGGCAGUUGUUUGCAGCUUUGUUCACACAUUGGAGAGUAUGAAGUGUUGUGUUUUAGAGUUCUGAUGCCGAAGCUUGUAAACCUGUGAAAUGCUGCGUGAUCUGGUAUUCAGAGUGUGUGCGCUGGUGUUCCCGUAGGAGUGCCGUGUGUAAGUGGCACCUGUAGAAUCGGCCUUUAAACUGCUGUGAACUUUUUCAUGACUUGAACAUGAAUAUAGACAAAAAAAAAAAAAAACUUUAUAAGGACAGUUGUUUGUUUUCCCCAUUCCAGAAUGUGUGAGCUCAGUCCCAUCUUCCUUUAUAUUUAGUUAUAAACUCUCAAGCUGGCAGCUAUGAGCAAGGAUCAGAAAAUGGUGCAUUCCACCUCCUGUAAUUAUCUCUGCUAAUUGCGAGAAACAUAGUUAAUGAUGGAAACCAUUUUGCCUGGGUGGUUUCUAUUAAAAAGAGAGCUAAUAAUUGUUUAACAUUAGUUUUUAUUUUGCUGUUUCUUUAAGCUGAUGUGCCACAAAAUUAUUUUAAGGUAUUUGUUUUUUAUAAGAAUUGUUUUAAGAGUGUUCUCAUGAGAUUAGUUAUAUAUAUAUUUUUAAAAUACAGCUGGUUUUUAAAAGUCUGAGUACUGCACUAAGCAAGUAUUUGAACUCUGGAGAGACGGGAGCUGGUAUACGUUGUGACUUUUGUAUUUCCAUGCCAUCAAAUAUAGGUCAGAAUGUCAACUGUGCAAUCCUGCUGUUUAAAUGAGAACUGUUGGCCUUGGUGGCCCGAGGUGAAAGGACUGACAUUUUAGGUUGACUGUUCUAUUGUAAAUUAAUCCAUUCUAACUUUUAAAAACUUGAUUGACUGUUUUCCUUGUUAAAUAAUUUUAAAAAAUAAAAAACUGGAAGUUCUUUGCUUAA